This is a messenger RNA of Sclerotinia sclerotiorum 1980 UF-70, 1875 nucleotides long. RefSeq lists its product as hypothetical. The transcript has a single exon. Gene Ontology annotation, biological process: vacuolar transport; protein localization to membrane. The record is from RefSeq and is a predicted model, not a curated record. Gene Ontology annotation, cellular component: endosome; fungal-type vacuole membrane. Lineage: Eukaryota; Fungi; Ascomycota; Leotiomycetes; Helotiales; Sclerotiniaceae. The coding region runs from base 1 to 1875 and encodes 624 amino acids.
AUGCGUUUAAAAGAUCUCACACCGUCUGCGGCCGUAUUUGCGACUCUGCUCGUCGCUCCACAACUAUCGUCAGCUUUUUAUCUUCCUGGUGUUGCGCCGACAUCAUAUGCACCUGGCGCCAAGGUUCCAUUAUUUGUGAAUCGACUCACACCUGUCGGUUCUUAUGAAGAUGGUCAAUUGAGAUCAGUGGUAUCUUUCGAUUAUUAUCACCCGGCUUUCCAUUUCUGUAGACCAGAUCCAAAGCCCGAAUAUGUCUCGGAGAGUUUGGGCAGUAUCCUUUUCGGUGAUCGUAUAAUGACCUCGCCCUUUAACCUGAAGAUGGGAGUUAAUGAGUCAUGUACACAACUGUGCGAGGAGAAGAAGUUUGAUCAAAGCUCGGCACAUUUUGUGAACAGAAGGAUACAACAAGGGUUUGCGUUGAAUUGGCUGGUUGACGGUCUCCCCGCAGGGCAAUUGAUUGAGGACGAAAUCACACAAACAAGAUUCUACAGUCAAGGAUUUGCUCUGGGGAGUAGCGAUCAGAAGGACAUGCACUUGAACAAUCAUUACGAUAUCUUCAUUGACUACCAUGAAGUUUCCGCCGGUCAAAUGAGAGUUGUUGGCGUUAUUGUUCAACCUUCAUCCAGGAUAUUGAAUAAGAAUGCAGGCGAUCCAGAAUGCGGUGCUGGUGGACCAAAAGUGGUGCUUUCCGAGUCUGGCGAGACAGCCGUCACAUAUUCGUACAGCGUCUGGUGGCAACCAUCAACAACAGCUUGGGCUACCAGGUGGGAUAAAUAUCUCCACGUUUUUGAUCCCAAGAUCCAUUGGUUCUCUUUGAUCAACUCAGCCGUCAUUGUAGUAUUCCUCGUCAUUACAGUCCUUUCGAUUCUCAUGCGAACAUUGAGAAAAGACAUUCAAAGAUACAACAGGCUUGACUCGAUUAACCUUGAUGACUUGUCAGGAACAUCUGUUGCUGUCGAAGACGGAGUUCAAGAGGAUUCUGGAUGGAAAUUGGUACAUGGAGAUGUAUUCCGUACACCAGGGCACCCAUUGAUUUUGAGCGUCUUUCUUGGAAAUGGAGCACAAUUAUUCGUCAUGACAGGCUUCACUAUUGCCUUUGCACUGUUGGGAUUCCUAUCACCAUCAAAUCGUGGAUCUCUUGGUACUAUUAUGAUCCUUUUGUAUACUGUCCUCGGGUUUAUCGGCGGAUAUGCCUCAGCUCGAGUAUACAAGUCCUUUGGUGGCGAACAAUGGAAGCUCAACAUUGCCUUGACGCCAACUCUCGUUCCAGGUAUCGUCUUCAGCACAUUUUUCCUUCUCAACCUCUUUCUUUGGGCCAAAGAGUCUUCCGGAGCAGUACCGUUCACAACAAUGCUCGUCAUCGUUUGUAUCUGGUUUUUUUUUUCCCUGCCCCUAUCAUUUGCUGGUAGUUGGGUUGGGUUCCGCCAACCACCUAUCGCUGCCCCCGUUCGUACAAACCAAAUUCCACGUCAAAUUCCCCCUUCUACGUCCUACAUGCGUCCGAUCCCAUCCAUGCUUCUCGUGGGUAUCCUACCAUUUGGGGCAAUCUUUGUGGAACUCUACUUCAUAAUGUCUUCUAUCUGGUUCUCCAAAGUCUACUACAUGUUUGGCUUCCUCUUUUUGUGUUACGGUCUCAUGAUCAUUACGUGUGCCGCCGUCACAGUUCUCAUGAUUUAUUUCUUACUGUGUAGCGAAAAUUAUCACUGGCAUUGGAGAGCAUUCAUGACGGCCGGUGCAAGUGCUGGUUACGUGUUUGCGAACGCCAUGAUUUACUGGAUGACAAAACUGCAACUUGGUGGUUUGGCGGGUAGUGUACUUUACAUUGGGUAUAGUGCACUAAUUUCAUUUUUGUUUUUCAUUCUUACUGGUAAGUAA